Messenger RNA from Pseudomassariella vexata, 2769 nucleotides. RefSeq lists its product as uncharacterized. The coding region runs from base 1 to 2769 and encodes 922 amino acids. Lineage: Eukaryota; Fungi; Ascomycota; Sordariomycetes; Amphisphaeriales; Pseudomassariaceae. The record is from RefSeq and is a predicted model, not a curated record. The transcript has 3 exons.
AUGUAUGAAGGAGGCAAGUCGAAUCCCAGCCAAAGCCCCAUCGUUCCGGGGUCUAGAUGCUCUGAGGACGAUGGCGUCGAGUCCCGUACACCACGAGGCUCGCCACAACCAUACCUCGAUCCUAGCCCGAAUAGGCGCGGAUUUUGGAGACGGGGGUCUCAACCUCGGUCACAGCAGGCAGGGGCAAUUUCAAAACUGGUUAAAACUUCAGUCUGGCCAGUGUCCCGGGAGAUCACCGAGGCCGUGAACCCGACCUCUCCCAUGGAAAGCCCCAAACCUCUCUCAGCUCUGUCCCGGGUCGAGAUGUCGGAAAAGUUGAAGGCACUCCUCAUGGCCCAGUUUUCUACAACAUAUCAUAGUGUAUCCCUUGAGCAGACGCGGACGAGGCGUCGUAGUUUCGUCAGGGGGCUUUUGGGACCAUCUGGAUCGCCUACGAAGCCAGAAUCCAUCUCAGAGCCGUCUCGAGCUCUCCCAUCCCUAUCUCGAGGCCGGGCCAAGGGCGAAAGCGCUGAUCCGGCCGAGAGAUGUAUCUUGCCGAUUACUUGCACGCCCGAGGCUUCAUACGAGACUUCAUACGAGACACCUCAAGAGCCACAACAUAAUCGACAUGGGCCACCAGAACCCUUUUUCAUUCCAAAGUUCCUGAAGAUGGGGAUUAAACAGAUCACCAUUACAGUUGGCACCACCCUCGAUGCUCCCCAUAGUCAGGUGCAGGCCUAUGUUAUUCCAGACCUGCCUCAUUCACUCAUCAGCAGUACUUUGGUCUCCGAUCUACGUAUCAGUACCGACCAUACAUCCCAGGAUAUCCAUAAGCAACGGUCUCAAGCCAUGAUAAGAUGUGCGAAAGUCCAUAUCUUUCUUGAUGAAAGGCCCUCCUGUCUGAAGAUGGAAGUCCAAGUGUGGGAAGAUACUGCGCCACAGGUUGUCCUAAGCACCAUAUGCUUGGGUGCUUCCAAGUCCAGGGAACCCCUCUGGUUGACACCAGACCACCACCAAAUGAACGAGGGUCGAGAAAGGUUGCAACGUCAAACAACACCAAAGUCUCCGUCUUCCGAGGCGGUGGGUGCUCUGCAAGAUCUAAUAUUUGAAGCUGGGACAGAUCGCCAGCACGUUAAGGGCUCUACCCCUCGUGAAGUCCAUGCAGAGAAUGGAAACAGAUCGAGGGCUCCGAGAGACCAAAGCUCUGAUCGCAGUUCUCACUCUGCGCCAUCCAAUCAUUCCAGAAGCCACCGCCAAGAUGCAGACUCCAGACCAGACCCCCCAUCUCCGAACACGCCAGACUCGCCAGGCUCGACGUCUGCUGAUGAAAUUUCGGAUCCGGAUACCGAGAUGGAUGGGGAUCUAGUGACACAAACCGAUGAGGCUUGUGAUCUGAUCCUUAGGCAUCUAUAUGGAAAGACGCUCAAUGAUGUUAAUCAACGUGCAGAGCUCUGGGAAAGGAUGUACCUGUGUGUCACGGAGAUCAGCCGUUUGAUGAAAAGGGAAAGUUGUUUUGCAUACAAUUUACUCUCCGGUGCGGUCGUUAACGCCACUCAUCACAGUCAAGGAGAGUGUUCUAACACUUCGCACUGCCAGACAGCUUCAGAAACACCGGCAAAAAGUGGUGCUGGGAAUCCCAGAAAGAGGAGUUCAGGAGCCAGAUCCAGGGAAUCAGGCGAAGGUCAUAUGAAUGAGGAUGAGGAUGAGGAUGAGGAUGAAGGGUGCCCCAGAAAGAGAUGUAACACACGAAAAGGGGGAUCUGGAAAUCAGAGCCAGCGGUACAGCUGCCCAUUCCGCAAGAGAAACCCGUGGAGGUUCAAUGUUAGGGACAAGCGUUAUCGUACCUGUGCUCUCGAUAGUUUUGAGGGCAUGACGAGUUUGAAGCGUCAUAUUAGAAAUUUCCAUGGGAAUAGGGUGCUCAACCGGGGUUACCGGUGUUACCGCUGCCACAAAGACUUUGCAACGGGUAACGAACUUGGGACACAUCUUAAUCUGCCAGCCAACCAAAUGUGCGAGCCAAGAGCCCCAGAUAAUGUUAAUACGGACCCGGAAGAUGGGAUUACAGCAGAAAUCGACAACAUAUUGGCUGCUCGCAACGAUAAGAGGGUGCAGGACUGGGAUAAGCUCUGGGCCACCUUAUUCGGCAACGGAGAUGAGGUUAGAAGCUCGGUAUUCGAGCCCCCAGUUGAGGCCAUUGAGGCUCAUGUCGACUUUCAGAACGAUUUUCACGUCCUCCGACAAGGGCUUACAACCGUCAUGGGGUCGGACCUAUCGGAGUUCCACAGUCAAGCUUUCGAACAAGCUAGGAGUUUUAUUGACACGUCGUUCGAUAAGAGUCGGAAGUCAACCAAAAUGCGGAGGCCGUCUUCACCACCAGCACAAAUUCGGCUGCUAGCGCCGACCGAUAACCUCAAUCCCAUCUUAGGGUGGCAACGGCAACACCUACCGCCCGGGCCGGUCGCGAGCAUACCCUCCUCGUACGGCACAAAUGAGUCCGAGGGCUCGUUUAUCCACAUGUCCGGCUCCGGCCACUCUUCAGAAGUCAGUUCCUCUGCUGAGGCUGUGAACUCGGGUAUUGUCGUACCAAGAAUGAUUAUCUCUCAACCUAAUUCUGUUGAGUGCAUGGACCCGAUGCGAUUGGACAGCCAGAUAGACAAUUUUAUGCUUGCUGAAGGGUUUCAUCCGAAUCCACUGGGAACCAGCGGCACCGAUGAUGAAAUGCCUGUCUACGAGGAUGAUUCCUUGCAAUUUUCGAUGGUUGGCACUUUUGGAGAAGAUCACUCUAACUAG